UAAUGUAUUUAAAUCAGAAAAUUGUCUAGUUCUGUUCAGUCUUUUUACUAUCAUAACUGUCUCCUGGCAGUGGGGCUUUAUAAUUUGAAUGCAAAUCGGUCUAAGAUUUCGGCUGCAUUUUUAUUCGAUUUUCUUUGUCAACAUAAACAAACCUUAACGAUUAGUCGAUCUACUGUAACUUUUCGAAUAAGCAGUCACUGCGCUGAAAUGCAAUUUUCCAGUAAUCAAACUGUGACGUGAACUUUUGGUUGCAACACAUUUUACCUCGUAUUAAUGAUUAGUGUAUUCAGGUAUUUAAUGUACGGGUGCAUAUACGUAUAGACACUUUUGUUGAACGUACACACUUCUUACCUGUAGUAGUCGUAGACUAGUUUCUGUUUCACAGUCUUUGGGCCAUCCAAUACCGAAUUCAACUGAUUGCGCUUAGUAUAACAGGGAUUGAUUUUAUAUCCUUGGUUCCACAUUAUUCAAAACAUGAGUGAUCAAAAUGGGUUAAAAAUGGAAUCACAUGAAAAAGAUACUACAUCAGUAACUGAAGCAGUAUUAGUGGCAAGCAAGGAUAAACCUGAAGCAUGUACUGAAGAAGACGGCAACGGAAACAAAGAAAAAACAAGUCUUGAAUCGAUUGAUGUUUCAAAACACUCAGAUGCUGAAAUUGAUAAAAAUAAUUCAGUAGCUAAAUUGAAACAUGAUUCAAAAGAACCUUACAUAAAUUCAAAUAGUUUUCCAACAGCUUGUGAAGAACUCAAGAAAACAUUACUUAAGAAUUCUAGUGCUACAAAGUCUUCUUUGGAUAUAGAUGUAAAACCAGAAUCGAAGAAGACCGAAAGAGUUGUUGAGAAUGGCGUCAUGGAGUCCGAUGUUCAUAUGGCUGAUACAGAAGAAACAUAUGAGAUUGAGGGGAUGAAGGACAGGAAGGACGGUUUGGUCAAUCAAAGCCAGAAGGAGACAAACGAUACCACAGUUAUCAAAGAUGAAUCUUCGGAAACUGCGGAUUGCAGUAACGAUACAAAAUCAGAACCAACAACAGGCACAACACAUCCUAAUGACAAAGUAGAAAAAUCCAAUGAAGACACAGGAUUGAAGCAAUUGACUGCUAAAUACACACGUGUUGGUUCUGCUCAACUAAUAACAAGACCUGUAUCGACCGCAGCUAAUGACCGUGUUGAACCAAAAUAUUUCAAAACCUGUGCUGAACCAUAUGAAAGUACUGCAAAUUUCAAAACCAAAUCCUUGUCCGCAAAAUCCGAAAGUAAAGCUGCUAAUGACAAAAGCAAAAUUGCAGAAAAACGAACAGAAAAAUUUGUAGUGCGAAAUAUUAGCAAAGUUUCAAAAUUAUAUAAAGUGUCGAAUUUAAAUUACAGAAUCAAACCAGUGCGACAUAUGACUCCUAAAAACUUGGUUUGUCCUGUUAUUUACAUUGGUGAGCCCGCGUUUGUUGAUCCUGAAGAUUUUUGUGAUGGUGACGCUAACAACUCGUCUUCGCCACUGAUUUCUUCAUCUUUUACAGAAGAAAUACUUAAUGACGUAAACGAAAACAAUCUUUACGAUAUUGAUUCAUUGAAACAGGUUUUUAUUCCAAAUGAAACUUCAAAAACAAUAACCACUAUUAAGAUGCCAUUACAUUUUCCAAGUGCUGCUCAGCCGUCCUUCAUUCCAAAAACUGAGAUCUUGCCGGUAAUGAGCGUACCGAACUACAAGCCUGCCAGUGUGCUUAUAAAUACUGUAACACCGAACUCAAACCAGGGCUAUAAAAUCGUGGCACGAACUGUUCCGUCCGCCACUUUGGCUCAAUCGAAUUCAAUUCAAGCCAGUAAACUAGGAGGAGCAAAUUAUAGCACAUUUACAGUUCCAUUCUCAGCAAUGAAAAAGCUUAUUUCAUUUAAUGCCAGGCAAAUUUCAAAUGAAGUUAAAGUGAAGGCCAAACAGACGCCAACGAAGCAACCAACAGUUGUUGUGGCACCAAAAUCUCCUAUUACAUUUUCUUCACCAGUGCUUGCAAGCACAGAAACCUCCAUUGUAUCCAAAGUAAAGACGUUUACAAUACCACCAGCUAUCAGAACAAAAUCAAAGUCGAACCAAUCUCUCAAUAUUAGUGCAGCCAAACCUACAAUCAAGCCAUUGCCUGUUAUAAGUCCUCUAUCCGCUCAAAAAGUUCCUAAAACUGCCAUACACCCAUUGCCUGCUCUAAAUCUCCCGUCUGCACAGGUUAUCACUAUUAAACCUGGCAACACUGGAGCUGUCAUUCAGACGACACAGUGUAAUAAAACUAUCAUUGUUUCAGCAUCGCAAGCUAAUCAAGUCAUACGUAUUGAUGAUAAAGCAAAAGUAAGUAUCAGUAAAUUUGUGACUGCGAGUAAAGCAAACAUUACAAAAACUGUGGUUGCAAAACCUGAAAAUAUGACAUCGAGUCCUCCAAAGUUUGCACCUUUGCGAGAAGGUGUUGAAGUCGCAUUUGAAGAUGGCGUCAAACAUUUUAUUACAAGUUUACGACAAUUGACGUUUCUUGAUGACGAACUAGUAAAAUCCUGGUCUCAACUGAAAAAAGGAACCAAAGUUGCUGCUAAAUGGAAGGAUGGUUUUGUAUACGAUGCCACUGUAGUUGCGUGUUAUUUUAACACAAAAAAAAAUGACGCAGAACCAAAGAAAGUAGAAAUUACAAAAACAACGCAACCAGUAGUGAAACUUAUUAAAAUAUCCGAUCAAAAAAUACCGAAUUUAAAAGGAAAGGAGGAUCAAAAGUCCAACAUAGGUUGUACUGGAUGUAAAAAAAUAUUUUCAUCCGUGAUAUUAUUCCGCAAACAUCAAAAGUUACUUUGUAAAAGUCCUGGCGUUAUCAUAGAAGAUAAAAACGCAGGACUUACUGAAGCUGUCCUUGAAGCAGUAAAAAAAUGCGAAAAAAAUAGUAACAAAAAUUUAAAAAAAACUGCUAAAAUUGAGAAUACUGCUACAAAACCAGCAAAUAAAGCAUCAAAGAGAUCAGCGAGUGAUGAAAGCGUACAAGUCUCGAACAAACGUCGCAAAAUUGAAGAUGUCUGUUCUCCUAAAUCUUCAAACACUAAAUCAUUCAUCAGUAAAGAUGAAGGCGCUUUAUUCAAAAACGGCACGAAAUUUUUACACAGAUGGCAGUUGGAUGAUGGCGAAAGUAAGUGGUACCAGGGAGAAGUUAUGAGAGUAAUUCCACCAUUCAAAGCUUUUCUUGAUCAAGAAUUCGAGGUGAAGUACAAGGGUGAAAAGGAGAUCUAUAUACUUAAACUUUAUGAAGAUUACCCAACUGAUAUAAGACUGAUGGGCAAAAGUUAAGCGAUGGCUUUUCAUAUUAUUACUUUUUUAUUAUCAUUUUUAUCCUUUUUUUUACGUUUAAAACUUCAAAAUAUUAUUUCAUAACAUUUUUCCAUAUUUCUAUCCUGUUAUGGUUUUGGGCAUUAGUGCUGCCUGCAAAGUACAUCCAUGAACUGUAUUAAAUACACGUUUCCAUAGACAUACUUUGAUAAGCUUAAUUGGAAUGGCCAUAAAAAUUAUUGCCAUACUUAUACUUGUGGGCUUGAUUCGUUCGUUGCGCAGUGACAUAUGUCACUAUAAAAUUGUGUUUUUUUUGUGAAAUGUUGAUUCAUUUUCGGACAAACCGAAAAAUUUUGUUUGGCUAAUUUUUCAUGAGCAUAGUCGCUUUUAUACAUAUGGUAUGUUGUUCUCAUUUAUUAAAAUUCCAAAAUUUAUAUUGUUGAAGUUAUCAUGAACAGUAUGGGGGAAAAACUUUCAAGUAAUUUGUUCUAUUUCAGCUUUUACUUGUUGUAUACCAUUGUAUGUAGAAUUAUUGGAUUCUCUUCUUUUAUUAACAAGUUAUUUCAAUUAGUAGUAACUAAUGGAGUUAGUUGCGAAUGGGGUUGAAAAUUUGUCAUAUUAUGUCAACAUGUAAAGCAUGUUUGGUUUUCUGUCACUUACUUUUUCUUGUUCAAUUUAUUUUCACACAUAUUUUCUACUGCCAUGCCACUGCCUUGUUCUCGAAUAAAUGUUUCCAUGUGAA
Messenger RNA from Styela clava, 4024 nucleotides. The record is from RefSeq and is a predicted model, not a curated record. Lineage: Eukaryota; Metazoa; Chordata; Ascidiacea; Stolidobranchia; Styelidae.